AGAUGAUUAAAAGAGGCAAAAAGCAGAAUUCUGCACAUCUUGGGAAUACUAAAGAGUUAAAGGAUGAGAAGACUGAAAUACCAGGCGCAUCCAAAUCUAACAUGAAAAAAGCUGCUGAGGAACGUGUUCGAGAGGGCAAUGCUUUCGCUAAGUUUGAUUCGCAAUGCAAAUCAUGGCGGCUAAUUGUGCGCAAUUUGCCAUUUAAGACGACGCAGGAAGAUCUAGAAGCGGUGUUUGCCAGCAUUGGCCCAUUCACUGAAAUUGUUUUGCCAAAAUGCAAAGAUAAACGGUUUCCAAAUUCGUGUGCUGGUUUUGCAUUUAUCCAAUUCCGCAAACGUCAAGAUGCAGUGAAGGCCAUCGAGAAAUUAAAUACAUCUGAGGUACUGGGAAGAAAAAUCGCAAUCGACUGGGCUUUGUCGAAAGAUACCUACGAGACAGCAGUACAUGAAGAAAAGCAGAGAAAUCAGAAAAUGAAGGAAGAAAUCAAACAAGAGGUUGAAUCGGACAAUGUCAGUAUCAUUGAGGAGAGAGAAAGAGGUGUUAGCGAAAUAAAGGAAGAAGUAAUGAGCGAAUCUGAUGAAGAUAUUCAAAAAGUUGAAAAAAAGCCGGAAAAACAAACUGAACGAGAAUUCAAGGAAGACAAAGCAGUAUUGGAAGGACGUGUCGUAUUUAUCAGAAAUUUGUCAUAUGAUACAACAGAUAAGGCGUUAAGGGAAGCCCUGUCGAAGUUUGGAAAUAUUUCAUUGGCAAUUCUUUGCCGUUACGCGGGCAGUGAACACCCAAAGGGAACUGCUUUUGUGCAUUUCGAAACACCUGAUGGAGUGGAAAAGUGUUUAACAGCCCUUGAUCAGGCUCCUGGUAUAUCAAUUGGCGGUCGUCGAGUUUUCGGUCAUCGGGCAUUGCCAAGAAGUGAAGCAGCAAAAAUUGAAAAGGAAAAGCUGUCAAAAAAGCCAAAAGACAAGCGAAAUCUUUUCCUUCUUCGCGCUGGUUUUAUACGACCUGGUACAACUGCUGCAGCUGGUAUGAGUGAAACAGAUGCCGAUAAGCGUGCUCGUUUGGCAGUAGCUGCACGACAAAAGCUAAAGAAUCUCCAUAUGUUUGUCUCUCCGACGCGUUUGGUUGUUCACAAUUUACCAAAAUCUUUAACCGAUAAAGCCUUUAGAUCGAUGUGCUUUAUUGCAGCUGGCAAUCCGGAUGCAAGAAUAACUGAAUGUCGAAUUUGGAGAGAUAAAAAUAAAUUAGAUACAUCUGGCGAAGCCGUAUCUCGAGGUUUUGGCUUCGUCAACUUUUCAAGCCAUCAGGAUGCAUUAUCAGCUAUGAAACACUUGAAUAAUAAUCCUGAUAUAUUCACCAAGGAAAAGAGGCCCAUUGUUGAGUUUUCCAUUGAAAACCUGGUUGCCCUUCGGCUUCGUGAAUCAAGACUGGAGAAAUCACAGCAGAAGCAGUCAGGCAAUGAACAAGUUGUAUCUGGUAAGAAUAAGCGAGAUUUGGAGCAAACAAAGAAGCAUCUUUCGGCUGGUGGACAGAAACCCCUUCCCUCUUAUUUGGGACCCAAAAUUCGAAGAAAAGAUGCCACGAUGAAAAAGACCCAGGCGAAGGAAAAAAUCAGCAGGAAAAGAAAGCUGCAGACAAGGAUGUCUGAAAUAGUGCCGAAGAAGAAAAAGACAAACCGUUCCAAACAGCUUACGAAGUACCUUACCCUGUCAGGCUAA
Molecule: messenger RNA, 1712 nt
Organism: Loa loa (African eye worm)
Lineage: Eukaryota; Metazoa; Nematoda; Chromadorea; Rhabditida; Onchocercidae
Exons: 11
Molecular function (GO): RNA binding
Source: RefSeq, a predicted model, not a curated record